AUGGAGGUAAAUAAUGGCAUGAGAAGUAAAAUCAGUGUGGAUGCAAACAGAGCCAAGAUGCCAUUUGAUCUGUUUCAUAGCGGGGGAUCAGACUCAUGCUACUCCACAUACAAGUUUCAGAACGAUUAUAGUGACGAUAAUGGAAGAGACUCUGAGACUUUUACCCAAGAUAUCUCUUUCUAUGAGCAACUGCCUCCACCCUACCCUUCGUGGUCAAUGAAGGACGAAUCUUAUCAACUGAGGGAUUGUGCUCAAGGCACCCCAAAAAACAGGAAUCUUAAAGACGGCGUGGACUGUGGAAGUGAGGCUGAUCUCUAUGGAUUAGUGUCAACCAUCUUGGAAGAAGCCGACCCGACGGACUCGUACUUCUCUCAAGAUAGAAUAUCAGCUGAUAUUUCGACUGGGUGGUCCCCAAAGUCCCAGAAGGAGAACAACUUGCACUAUCUUAAUUCUGAGGUAAAGGUACACUCCAGUUCUGGUGUGCAGCACAAUCCCGAGCAUGGCAUCAAACUCCAUUCUCGUCCAAUGGAAAGGGACCUGGAUCAAAGCGAUGACAUGUUACUGGAUUUCAGUGGCUUUGAAGCUGCUGACCCAUCCUGGCUUUUUUCCACCUGUAAUGGAGAAUCUGAAUAUGAAUCCUACACCCCAGCUUUCCCAAAUUUACCCAGACCACCUCCUGGUCUUGAUAUAUCACAUGUUGUGAGGUCCCACUUCUCCAAGAGCAGACCAAGUAAAUCAGAGCAUAACGUGUCUGUGAAAGAUAGGAGCUUUCGCAUCAACAAUGAUGAGAUCUCAGAGAGUAUGGAUGCUUUUAAUGACCAUUACUGCCUUCCAACCAAAAUGAAUGACUCCUAUUUCAGCCCAUUCCAAAAUGUCUCUAACUUGAGUGAACGUAAACUCGAAAAGAACAAUUCACAACAAUUCUCUAUGCAGGAUGGCAGCAAGCUGGCCAACAACAUGGAAGCUCUUCUUAUGGUGGACCAGCAGGGCAUGAAUAAUAGAGAUUUUGCUAAGAUCAAUGCCAUGAAAGUUCAGGAUGAAAACAUUAGUGAUUUGAAGCAUGUACCUCUCCAAAGGAUUUCAGCAUUUGAAGCUCAUAUUGCAAGCCUUAAAAAACAAUUAACAAGGGAGCAAACUUCUAAAGAGUUUUCUGAUUUUGACCAGCAGUCAGCAGACUAUUUUGAAGCUCCUAAACCCUCUUUAUCCUCUUUUAACUUUGCAACUAACCAAAGCAAUGUAGCCAACCAGAGAGAUGCAAGGAAUCUCGAAGCCAGCCUUCAUCAGUACCAUCACGAGCUGUCAAACCAGUACCACUGUUACACCAAGCCUCCCUCCAAAACAAGCAUCCACAACGAUUCUCACGGUAUGUCUAAAUUCAUGUCUCAGUUCGUGUCUGAGUUUGUUCCUGCUCUGUCCCAGCAACAAAUGCAGAGGACUGUGCCUAGAGUAUUCAGUGAUUUUGGGCAGAGCGAUGGGAGGAUGGGUCGCAUGGACGUGGGAUUGGGUCUGAAGGACAUGGGGAAGAUAGGAGGCACUGUAGAUAAAGGAGAGUUUGACCUACAGUCAGAGCAUUUUGGCAGAUUGCAGACACCUUCAGCCACAGGCUUUAUAGCUGGUGCUCACCCCUCUUCUCGUUUUGGGGUUAAACCAAAAUCACCAGCUGGCUUUCCCAAAGAGGCAGACACGAAAAAAGGUCUGUUGCAAAACCCGUAUCAGAUCCAGGGCGGUAUGUAUGCAGGGCAGGCCAGACACAAUGGAGCCAAACAUGCAACAUCCCAGAUGUUUCCUUGCUUGUACCAGAUGGGAGUUUCUGGACAGAACCCCUGUCACAUGUUCCCUUCCCGAUCCCCGCUGACCUACAGUGGCUCUGUGCCUGUAUUGGAUCUGACUGAAUACCGGCCAGAUGCAGAAUUCCCACCCCUAAACCCCUACCUUCAGGAGAUGGUGGGGCCAAACCUAGCUGGAAUAGAUGGCCCCUUUUCUCGGUUAAUCUCCAACCUGAGGUCAUCCAACCAAAGCAUGAGCCAGCUACAAUAUUAUCUGGACGAUUGCUAUGAACAGUGGAAAGUUUUGGAGAAAGAGAGAAAGAAAGCAGAAGCUCUCCUGCUAAAGAGCUUCCCAGGCAAGUGUAUGUCUGUGACGAACACUAACUCUGUCCCUAAGUUGCCUCCUAACCCCACCAGAGUGGACAAGCUUAUAGUGGACCAGUUUCGGGAGCAAGCAAAGGUGGUGAGCUUGUUGGGGAAGGUGGAGCGCUUACGGAGUUUUCCUCUCCAUGCUAAUAUCAGUUCAACACUGGACAGGCACCUAGAGGCUAUCUAUAUCACCCAGGCUCGCCGCAAGGAGGAGCUCCUCAACAGCAGUAGACAGAGACAGGGUGUGGCCAACCUCCGAGAGGACAGAGAUAUUCUACUUCUCGCCUUUGCCCUGAAGGACCUGAGCAAGAGCACCAGGUCAUCUUGCACCGCUCUGUGGUGCGCUCUGCAGAUGACUGUUUCCAAAAUAAGCAUCAGCGCCAAGGACGGAGAAGAGGGGAACACGUCUUCGGUUUUACAGCACGACGGUUGUGACCAGAUCGACCUUGAAAAUGCGCUGUGACUUUUAUGCGAGGCAGUUGUUCCUCUUUUUGUGUGUGAGUACUAUUCUAAAUGGAACGCUCAGUGAGGUGCUCAGUGGAAUGGGUGAAUAUUGUUACGUAAGUUAUUAGACUGCAGCGAACUCUGUAGUACAGUAGGCUCCGUUCAGAGCAAUAGAUGGAAUCCUCAGUUCAGUAUCAUUUAUUACUAAAUAAUCCCAAAUGAUAUAUAUGGUCAUACAAAUAGGGUCAAUUUUCCUAAGGGAUAAUGGUCGAAAGAGAUCAUUGCCCAGUCAUUUGGUUG
Molecule: messenger RNA, 2879 nt
Organism: Tachysurus vachellii
Lineage: Eukaryota; Metazoa; Chordata; Actinopteri; Siluriformes; Bagridae
Gene: meioc
Product: minamoto
Exons: 8
Coding region: 1-2598 (865 amino acids)
Biological process (GO): meiotic cell cycle; female meiosis I; mRNA stabilization
Cellular component (GO): cytoplasm; nucleus
Source: RefSeq, a predicted model, not a curated record